Molecule: messenger RNA, 237 nt
Organism: Rotaria sp. Silwood2
Lineage: Eukaryota; Metazoa; Rotifera; Eurotatoria; Philodinida; Philodinidae
Source: the annotation of a GenBank genome assembly
AUGCGUUCGUUCUCAGCAUCCAAUGAAUUAAGAAUAAAUGCAUUAAGUACUGUACGAUAUGCUGAAUUUUGUCUUCCGAGUUGUCACAAUGAUUAUGAAACAAUUCAUAUUGGCAAACGUCUUGCACCUUUUAUUAGUACAUAUAUGCCUCAUUUACAAACAUUACGUCUUUGGCGACCAGAUGAUUUUCCUUGGACAACUGGUAAGUUUACUUUAAAUAAACAAAAACAAUCAUAA